AAGCUGAAGAUUCUUACCCGCACAGCAGCUGACCAUUAUGCACCUCACCUGCACCCGCGCUGCCACCCGCCCGCCGCUCUCACCCCCCCGCGCCGCGGCCUUUCCGCCCUCCCGCCCCGCCCCACCCUCCCCCAGGGACGCCGGGACCGCCCGCCCCCGGGCCCCUCUGACCUCGGGAACCGGAAAGCGCCGACGGGCCCGCGCCUCACCGCCCCACCAAAGACUGCAAGGAGAAGCUACUUUGACAACCCCAUCUUUUAUGUUAAGCACACAUCAGGGUUUGAAAAGAAGAAACACGCCUUGUAACUCAUCAACUCAGGAGGAUUGCUACUUUGGGAAGAGGAUGACUCCAUCAUGACUGCCACUAGCAUUUCAAUUCUGUCACAAUAGCAGGUUGCUUUACCAGAUUAAGCGUUCCAUCCAUCUACUGUCCAGUUGUUAAAAAUAUGGUACUCCAGUCAUCAUUAAAGAACUGCCUUCAGCUAUCUUGCAUCCUCAGGACUGCAAAAGCUGGCUUCAGAAGGACAACUAGUGGGGGCCUCAUUAUCCAGUCUGUUUCUAAUGAUGUUUACCAAAAUCUAGCUGUGGAAGACUGGAUCCAUGACCACAUGGAUUUAGAGAACCAGCAGAUCCUUUUCCUUUGGAGAAAUUCCCCUGCUGUGGUAAUAGGGAGACAUCAGAAUCCCUGGCAGGAAUGCAACCUCAGGCUACUGAGGCAAAAAAAUAUAAAACUAGCCAGGAGAAGAAGUGGAGGAGGAACAGUUUACCAUGACUUAGGCAAUAUAAAUUUGUCUUUCUUUACAACCAGAAGAAAAUACGAACGAAUGGAAAACCUGAAACUGGUUGUGAAAGCACUGAAGGCCUUGUGCCCCCAGUUAGAUGUGCAUGUCACUGAGAGAUACAACAUCUUGCUAGACAGGCAAUACAAAAUCUCAGGUACUGCUGCAAAGCUGGGAAGUAGAACUGCUUAUCACCACUGUACCUUACUCUGUAAUGCAGAUAAGUUUGUUUUAUCUUCUGUGCUAAAGAGUCCUUAUAAAGGGAUAAAAAGCAAUGCAACUCCUAGUGUGCCUGCCUCAGUGAAAAAUCUCUUUGAAGAGGAUCCUAGUUUAACUUAUGAGAUUCUCCUGGAUGCCAUUGCUGAAGAAUAUGCUACACAACACCAAAUAGAUCAUCAUAUCACCUUAAUAAAUCCAGCUGAUGAGACUCUGCUUCCUGGAAUUAGUAAUAAAACUGAAGAACUACAAACCUGGGAAUGGGUGUAUGGAAAGACACCAAAGUUCAGCAUUAGCACUUGUUUUAACAUAGUCUAUAAAGAUUCUGCUCUUGACAUUAAAGUAGAUAUGGACAUAAAGCAUGGAAGGAUUGAAGUCUGUAACAUUGAUCUGCCAGAGCAGUGGCUGCCACCAGCCCUGUGCAGUGAACUGAUGAAGAGCCUUACCGGCAGUAAGUUUUGCCCGAAUGAAACCAGUGCACUAGCAACAGCGUUGCUGAGAGUGUGUCCACAAGAUGAUGAGUUGCACAGCAGGUGGAAUCUGCUAUGUGAGAAUAUGAUAAUGUUAAUGUGACGUGCAUUUCGAAAAUGUAAGUUAAACUUCUGCUUUUUUAUUUAAUUUAUUGAGAACAAAAUUAAAGCAUUAUUUUCUACAAGUUGAAUUAUUCUCUUAUUAGUCAUUCAGACUGUUUAAUCUUGUACUUUUGCUUCAUGUUACCUAUGCGCAAUUAGAUUUAACAGUACCUGCAUCCACAGUUUCCAAACUGUAGGAUGUAAGCCACUGCAGUAGGCUGCAGCCCUGUGUCACUCCAUGCUGACAUCCAUCAUCGUUGCUUAAAACAGGGAAAAUGGUGGCAGCUUCCCAAACCAGCUCUGAGGCAGAGAAGGUACAAAUGGCAGACAGAGAUGAGAUGGGGUAGGUGGAAAACUGCCGCUGUGCUGCCAUAUCGGAUCCCCCCACCUGCAUGCCAUUCCUUGCAGAUAGUAGCUCAAAGGCCAGGUCUCAGCCCCUGAGCUGUGUGGAGAGGGAUGUCCCCCCAGUUUCUGGUUGCACUUCCUGCCUUGAAGAGUGCUGGUGACUGUCUCUCUGCCUUCACUGUACCAAGCAUGGUAGUAAAAUAAACUGACUACAUGAGUGACAGCAUAGAACAGGCCCCGGAGUCAGUAAAAUGACUGUGGAAACCGUACUCUUAGAUUCCUCUUGAUUUUUUUUUUUUUUCCAUUCAUUGAUGCCUAUUCCUCUUCAUAGAUGGUGCUCCUGCUGACAGUGAAAGGACUUACUCAGAGAUCAGGUAAAAGACUGCAGUGCAUAGCCAGCUGGUAUAUCACUAGACUUACUUGUACACAUAUUGCAUAUCCACGAGAUCUGCAAGGAAAGCUGCAGUCUUAGCUAGUGAAUUAUAGUCUAAUUAGAAAACAGAGAAAAAGUUCUAGCAAUGAAUAGGGAAGGGAGGGAAGACCAUGCUUACCUCUUGUGGUAUUUGUAGAGGACCACAUCACAGAGGCUCGCUACUAGAACAGAGAGGCAUAUUGUAUUACAAGAUGCAGAAAGCAUGAAGAUUUUUGACUUCCACUUAAAUACUAUAAAAUUGACCUAAAAUAGUUAAGGUGGCUUUUUAUUUUGCUCCUGUAUUUUUGAAAUUGCUGGACUAGGUUAAAAGAUACAAAACUUCACAUCUGGGAAGCUUACUGUAUUUACAGUGAACCUUCUCCCAAAAAUCUGUAAGGCAUUACCCAGCUUCUUUGAAUUACCCUACGUAGUGCAGAGAAGAAUUCAAACAGAUGACUAAAACUACAAAUAAUAAAAAAUAACCUUUAUUCCCAUUAAAAAAAGGCAUAUAUUAUACACAACUGAAUAAAACUGUUGACAGUGAUCAGAACCCAAGUAACACAGCAGCAAGCCAGGAAGCUUCUAUGGAAUGUCUGGGAGGACCAACAGGUAACAUACAGCUUCUGUAGCACGUAUGUUACUCUUUUUGCUGAUGUAACACUGAAAAGCUGAGGCACGAUUAUGCAAAAGGAUAAAACAGGCAGACCACUGGCAAAUUGUCACCCAGAAAACAAGGCAAACACCAGCUGUUUCUUACUGAUAGCUGUGGAAUAGAUUUGUUGUAUUAGAGACAAGACUAAGAAUAGCAGCAUUAGAUGAUAGAAGGUGAAAGAAGAAUAAAGAA
Molecule: messenger RNA, 3168 nt
Organism: Tyto alba (common barn owl)
Lineage: Eukaryota; Metazoa; Chordata; Aves; Strigiformes; Tytonidae
Gene: LIPT1
Product: lipoyltransferase 1
Exons: 2
Coding region: 447-1568 (373 amino acids)
Biological process (GO): protein lipoylation
Cellular component (GO): cytoplasm; mitochondrion
Molecular function (GO): lipoyltransferase activity
Source: RefSeq, a predicted model, not a curated record